AUGAAAUCGUGUGAUACCAAUGCUGGACAAAUAGUAUUGCCAGAACGAAAACUUAAAUUUAAUGAAGUUCAGGACUUAUUGAAGUUAUCUUUGAACGCUACAAAUAGAGACCAGAAAGCAGUACAAAAAGAAGUAAAUAAUAAUAGAAGAUUAGUAAUAAAAAAGAUAGAAGAUCUUCUAUCGGGAAUUAACCAAAGCGCUGAAGCUGGAGAAAACCCUAAACUGAUUAUAAGGAAUCAAAGACUUUGGAGCAACUGUAUCUAUGAUUUGGAUAGAGUAACAUUGAAAUCGUAUAACGACGCGAAAAAGACUACAGUGUGCUAUUCAAGCAAGGAAGAUAAAACGAGAUUUAAUAUUAUUGUAUUCGUACUAACAAAAGUACAUGAACUGAUGUUAAAAAAUCUGACGGUAACUAGAAGAGAACUGUUCUACCAAAAUGUGUCUCGUCUCCGAAACCAAUCGAACCUGGAUGUGGCGGUCCGCGACGUUUGUUGCCUGUUGGAGACUCCUCCGUGGAGUUUGGGCAUAGUAGCCACCUCCAAGGGACUGGUGGCUGGCCCGCUGACGAUGCACCAUCGGGAUGGAUCUGUCGUGGACUGUAUGGCUGCUGGAGGAGUCCUCAUACCGCAAGACAUAGAAGGUCUCAAAGAUUUGAAGUCAACAGCCAAAUACAUCCUCGUGGUAGAGAAAGAUGCGAUAUUCCAAAAGCUUUUGGAUGAAGGUGCUUUGAUUAGAUUGGGACCAGUUAUUAUUUUGACGGGUAAAGGCUACCCAGACGUAUGUACAAGACAGCUGCUGUGCCGACUCUGCUCUGAGCUAAAGUUCCGUGCUUUGGCUCUAGUUGACGCCGAUCCUCACGGCUUCGAGAUAUUCCUCACUUAUAAAUACGGCUCUUUGGCACAAUCCCACUUGUCAUCAUCCCUCGCAUGUGCUAGCCUGGCUUUAUUGGGUGGACGACACCAUGACAUCAUGACCCUGGCACCAGCUGAGGCUCGCCUGCCAUUGACCGAUCUUGACAGGCGAAAAUUGAACUCCCUGCUGAAAAGGCCAUACUUGGAUAAUGCUCUAGGUUCCCGAAUAAAACAAGAAUUCUCUGCCAUGCUGGCUAGUGGCGUGAAGGCCGAGAUUGAAGCAUUGGCGCCCACCGCGGCAGCUCUAUGCGAUGCUUACUUACCUUCUAAAAUCAUACAGGGUGAUUAUCUUGGAUAA
Messenger RNA from Ostrinia furnacalis (Asian corn borer), 1209 nucleotides. RefSeq names its product meiotic W68 (gene mei-W68). Gene Ontology annotation, biological process: reciprocal meiotic recombination; meiotic DNA double-strand break processing; meiotic DNA double-strand break formation. The transcript is spliced from 8 exons. The record is from RefSeq and is a predicted model, not a curated record. The coding region runs from base 1 to 1209 and encodes 402 amino acids. NCBI's taxonomy places the organism in Eukaryota, Metazoa, Arthropoda, Insecta, Lepidoptera, Crambidae. Gene Ontology annotation, molecular function: DNA binding; DNA topoisomerase type II (double strand cut, ATP-hydrolyzing) activity; ATP binding. Gene Ontology annotation, cellular component: nuclear chromosome.